Messenger RNA from Scomber japonicus (chub mackerel), 1032 nucleotides. RefSeq names its product nicotinamide riboside kinase 2-like. The transcript has 8 exons. Lineage: Eukaryota; Metazoa; Chordata; Actinopteri; Scombriformes; Scombridae. Gene Ontology annotation, cellular component: cytoplasm. The coding region runs from base 117 to 722 and encodes 201 amino acids. The record is from RefSeq and is a predicted model, not a curated record.
CGUUUGUGGCAGAAGAGAAGGAAAGGUUUUGAGCCUUUGAGAGACUGUUUGCUUUGGCUGGGUUCCCUUCUUUUAUUUACUGAAUUCCAGAGGUGACCAAUAUCCAAAAUAAGAAAAUGAAGCUAAUUAUCGGCAUUGGAGGAGUGACCAACGGUGGGAAGACCACUUUGACAAAUAGACUCUUAAGGACAUUACCCAACUGUUGUGUGGUGCAUCAGGAUGACUUUUUCAAGAAACCCGAUCAAAUAGAAGUCGGGGAGGACGGCUUUAGACAGUGGGAUGUGAUCACUGCCCUGGACAUGGAGGCUAUGAUCAACACUGUGAAAGGCUGGCAGGAGAACCCAGUCAAGUUUGCCCGCUCCCACGGUGUCAGCCUGUCACCUGAAGCCGAGUUGUCCGACUCGGAGGAGGGGAUCCAUUUUCUCAUCGUGGAGGGAUUCCUCAUCUACAAUUACAAGCCUCUCCUUGACGUCUAUGACAAAUGUUUCUACAUUUCCAUUCCUUAUGAGGAGUGCAAAAGGAGAAGAAGUACAAGGACAUACACAGUCCCCGACCCCCCCGGCCUUUUCGACGGCCAUGUCUGGCCCAUGUACUUGAAACACAGAAAAGAAAUGGAGAGCAAUAGCGACAGAAUAGCGUACCUUGACGGGAUGUCAUCAAAGGAAGAUAUGUACAACCAAGUAUAUGAAAGUAUUCAGAAUGCCCUGCUGAACAACUCAUAGCAGGACGGGGACAACAGAGGAUUUGUGUAUAGACUUGUAAAUAUAUUUUGAGUAAAUAUGUAACACCAGUUCUGUGCUUCUAGCCUAUAUGAUUUCUGAUUUGUAAAUAGUUAAUCAUGUAACUUAUUAAGACCUAAAAGCAGAAGUAUUGUUUUGUAUAAGCUUGUGUAACUUUUUUUCUAAAAGAAGAAGCCACCUCUGGAUUGCCCAGUGUUUAACAUCAGGGACAGAUCUCAAGUCUGAUCCAAUUGUACUGUACGUUAGUAAGUAAAAUGCCCACUGGGAAGAAAGAUUUAUGUCCGCAACAUAA